AUGCCAGCAGCCGACGUUCUGGAAGGAACAGCAAGCAACCCUUUAGCCCUUCCAAGCAAUCUUUGCACUGCUUCAUUGUUCACAGUUCUAUGCGACUUUUUGUACCCAGUACGCAUGGGGCAAUUUCCGCAUGUAUCGAUUGCAAAUAUAGAUCACUGGGAGGCUGUACUCAAAGCGACCGCUGCCUUACAAAUGGAAGAUACUCAGCAAUAUAUUCUGCAAAAGCUCCAAGAAGACGCACCAAAUAUCAAGUCUAAUGCUGCAAGGAUUCUCCGCCUAGCUCUUGAUUAUGAUGAUAACUCGAUAUCAAAUCUCUUAUUCGGUGCACUAUUUGUCCUCGCUUACCGGUGUCAGCCAAUUAGUCCGACAGAAAACGUGAUUUUGGGAGAAAAGGCUAUCACCUUGGUCAACUAUACUCGGGAAUCUGUUCGCUGUUGCUUUUUCCUCGGUAAGGCCAAGGCUAAAAUUCAAACGAAUACAUCCUGUGACAAGGAGAACUGUAAGACUGCCAUCUUCCGAAAAAUAAUUGCGAAUAUGCAAACUCGGCCGCCGCCUAACAGGGUUGUGCGCGACUUGUAG
Molecule: messenger RNA, 579 nt
Organism: Rhizoctonia solani
Lineage: Eukaryota; Fungi; Basidiomycota; Agaricomycetes; Cantharellales; Ceratobasidiaceae
Product: The BTB (BR-C, ttk and bab)/POZ (Pox virus and Zinc finger) domain
Exons: 3
Coding region: 1-579 (192 amino acids)
Source: RefSeq, a predicted model, not a curated record